CGCUGGACGAAGCUGAAGACGCUCAUAGCAACAAGCUCAGAAACCGCACAUCUAUGUUUGCGCACCGACCCAAAACACUCCGACCUUUCGAGGACUUUCAUAUAUUGUCAGCGUUCGGGAGGAGUAUAGUUUAAAACGGCGUCCUUGUUUUCGAAUGAAAACAAGUUUGGCUCGUUCUCUCUGGACUAGAGGAAACGCUAGCUUGAGCUUUAGCUGUUCGUUGGACCGUAAGCUUGUGCAGGGAUGCCUCUUCUGUUUAAACUAACAAUACAAUUUUCGAGAGCGGGUAAGAGUGGAGGUGGUCGACGUCGGUUUAGCGUUUGGACUCUGUGUUAUUCUGGUUUAGAGAGGCCGUUUGUGCUUUGAUACUCGCUGUCGGAAACGCUGUUGUGUCCUCCUGCAACUUUGAGGCUCCGCCACCAUCACCUUCAUCAUCGAGGAAGACCGUGUGAAUCAGACUGUGUCUAACCGAUCAUUGUUUGGUUUUAUUUGUACAAUAUCUAAAGUGCAUCUAGCUAGCGAUUGCUUCGGUAUCUGCUUGAUUGAAUCCUCUGUUUACUUUCAAUAUGCCUAAAAUGUAGAUGUCACUAAUACUACUUCAGGCUUGCAGUACAGGUGGUGAAACCUAUAAGCCUAAUGAAAACAGCUUAAAGGGGAUCAUGCCUGAACACUACAGUACUGUGAAGUUCUAGUCUUUGGACAUUUUAGAAACAUCUCCUCGGAUAUGAGGUUGUCUUGCUAAGGACACCCCCAAGGUGAAGAUAUUUUAGAGAAAAAGCAAUAUUUGAUGUUGACUGCGUGCAAUCAUGAUGAUAUUGAGCAGAAAACCAGAUGGCCCCAUAACUGCAGCUCGCCACGGGGAUGGUUUGUAUGACUCUUACAUGCGGACAGAUCACAUUGUGAACCAGGACGCUGAUGUGAAUGGACAGAGUCCCUCUGGGCUGCCCCCUCUCCCCAAACACACUGGUGUCAACAAGCCUACAAUGAAAGAUCACCAAGCAAUCCGAGGACAGAUGAAGGUGAAGUACGUUUAUGAAGACACCUACAACCGGAAAGUCAGCAGUGUGAGCCAGCACAAUGGCACAAGCCAUAUACCAGCCAAACCCCAACCUGUGAUCUCCAAAGAGAAAAGUGUGGACAGUAACAGUUCUAUUAAAUCCUCAGAGAGCUCAACAAAAGUCAUAAAGCUUGCCACUCCAAUGACCCCAGAACAAGCCCUCAAGCAACACAGGCAGCAACUGACCACUUUGGAGCAGCAGGAGAUCCACAAUUAUCCUGAGAUCUUUUUCCUGGGACCAAAUGCCAAGAAGAGGCAGGCAGUGGCAGGGGGCACCAACAACUGUGGAUAUGAUGACGACCAGGGAGGUUACAUUCAUGUACCUCAUGAUCAUCUUGCCUAUCGUUAUGAGUUUCUCAAGGUAAUCGGAAAAGGUAGUUUUGGACAGGUGGCAAAGGUUUAUGACCAUAAGUCACAGCAGCACCUUGCCUUGAAGAUGGUGCGCAAUGAAAAGCGCUUUCAUCGACAAGCUGCAGAGGAGAUCAGAAUUCUGGAGCACCUGAAGAAGCAAGAUAAGACUGGCAGUAUGAAUUCAGUCCACAUGUUGGAGAAUUUCACCUUCCGCAACCACAUUUGCAUGACUUUUGAGCUGCUUAGCAUGAACCUGUAUGAGCUCAUUAAACGAAACAAAUUCCAGGGUUUUAGUCUGCCGCUGGUACGCAAAUUUGCACACUCUAUUCUCCAAUGCCUGGAGGCUCUCCAUCGCCAUAAGAUCAUCCACUGUGACCUGAAACCAGAGAACAUCUUACUGAAGCAGCAAGGCAGGAGCGGCAUCAAGGUCAUUGACUUUGGCUCCAGUUGUUUUGAUCACCAGAGGGUCUACACUUAUAUCCAGUCCCGUUUCUACAGGGCGCCAGAAGUCAUCUUGGGUUCUCGAUAUGGUAUGCCUAUAGACAUGUGGAGCUUUGGUUGCAUUCUGGCAGAGCUGCUAACAGGAUACCCUCUGUUUCCUGGAGAAGAUGAAGGUGACCAGCUGGCCUGCAUGAUGGAGUUACUGGGCAUGCCUCCUCAGAAACUGCUGGAGCAAGCAAAGCGUGCCAAGAACUUCAUUAGCUCCAAAGGCCACCCACGCUACUGCACAGUCAGCACACUUGGCAAUGGCACCAUAGUGCUCAAUGGGAGUCGUUCUCGCCGAGGAAAAAUGCGAGGCCCCCCAGGCAGUAAGGAGUGGAUGACAGCCCUCAAGAGCUGUGACGACCCCACAUUCAUUGACUUUCUGAAGAAGUGUCUGGAUUGGGACCCUAGUACUCGAAUGACACCUGUUCAGGCUUUGAGACACCCCUGGCUCUACAAGAGACUGCCAAAGCCUGCCCCUUGUGGAGAGAAGUCAAUGGUGCCCAAAAGGAUCACAGAGCACAGCACCUCUUUCCCCACCAUCAUCUCCAAGAUACCACCUGUCAUGGGCCCAUCCAACAACAAACUGCGGACCACCUUGAUUGGGGACUCCAAUGGAAGUAUACCCUUGCGCACAGUGCUGCCGAAGCUCGUUUCAUAGGGAUUCCUUAGCUUUUCAGGGAUUAAAGACAUUUGUAGCAGUUUUCGAAGUGUAUUUUUCUUGGUUGAUGGUUUGUGGAUUUUUCUAAAUGAAUUUCAAAACUGUGUUUUGACUUCAAUUUAUAUUGAAGUGUAAUAAGCAAAAAAAAGCUAUUUUAUAAUAGCUAUAUGUAACUAACUAUACCAUGUUUUAAGCAAAUGGCCUUUGGAAAGGAAUGUGAAAUUGAAAGUUUAUAUUUGGACUGUUUUUUUACAACUUGGUCUUGAGUGGAACGCUAUUGAUUGAGGUUGGUGAAAUAUUAAUGCUGACUGCUCAUAGUCCAGUCCUUUCUGAGGUUUCCACUACUCCAGUUCAGACAAACUUAAAACUUUUUCAUCCUUAAGGGCUGUUUUUAGGUGUGUGUGUGUGAUUAACAUUUUUAAGGGCUUUGAGUGGAUUUUUUCCCCGUUUUGAAUUCAAGCAUCUGUCUCUAAUCUAGAAUUGUUCUGAUUAAAACCCUGAAAAUAAUUUGCUCAAGUUAUUUUCAUUAUCUACAGAAAAUGUUAUGAUUUGAUUAUAGUCUUGAUGGCACUAAUUCAGAACAACACAUUGCUAGUUUUAUUCUAUUUUAAGAGUACACUUCCAAUUAACUUGUCCUUUUACUUGGUUCCCUUCACCCCAGUGUGUCAUAGAGAGGGUAAGGCCUCACAUAUUUCAGUCUAUAACACUGUUUAUUUUUUUUUUAAGUUGUUUAUUUGGAUAAGUCACCCUAGAGCAAGAUGUAAGAAAGUUAGACUUGUUUGUGAGGGGCAGAGUAACAGUUGUUGUCAUUUAGGGCCUCAAUGAUGUUUGAAGGCCAAGCCCAUUCCUUUAAAGUAUUGGGAAAGAUGGUCACUACCGCUAUUGCACAGGUGUUGAAAGAGUGUUUUUAUUUGUGUGACUUUGAAAGAUAUUGAUCAGGUUUUACUUGAAGGCAAUAGGCAGGAUCACAUGUUUGCCUGUACAUGUAAAUAUGGGUUCUCCAAAGCUGGUGGGGGAAGGGAAUUGCACGUUGACCGUGUUUUCAAUACCAGUGUGCUGUUUGCCCUGAGUAAUGGAUGGAUUCCAAACAGCCAGUGCGAGGCUGUGACCUGAGCGAAGUUCAUAAACACGUUCACUGUACUGGAUAAAUACAGAAGCCUGUCAUAAAGCAGAUUAUCACACUGCCUUUUAGAUAUUUUUUUUCAGUCCUCUUAACCACAACCUUGUCCUCAAUUUUGAUCAACCAUUUAACUAUUGUUUUGUUCCAUUUAGCCUGUUGCAACUACAACAAACCACUGUAUACACAGUGUCGGGGUGGGAAAAGAUGACAUUACGUGCACACUGGCAAUUCCCCUCCCCCAAAGUUUAACAUCAGGAUAUAGAGAGGUUAUUUCUCACCGACUGCUGACUGAAACAAGUUGAGAGUGAAGUGGUAUUCUGUAGUCUGGAACCUCUCUAAAUAGUGACCUACAUGCUUCCCCUCUCUCUCUCUUCCUCAGUCCUUGAGGUUUAAAAGACAGAAUCUGUUGGGAUUCCAACAGUUUGGUGAUCAUUCAUAAUGGCAUUGGUCAGUGUCUUCACUUUGAGUAUUUCUUAUUAGAGGGUCUCUGGCAGACUAUUCGGUUUUCCAAUGAAAGGCAUCUUAAGUUGUAUUUUUUUUUUUUUUAACGAUCUAAUGUAAGCAUGUUUAUUGACACUGCCUCACUUUUUUUAGCUGUGAAUUGAACACUGAAUUGUUGCAAGGUAAGACACUAAUCUGCUAAUGGACUGUGAAAUUGAAAGGUGCUUAACCCAAUGGCCCUGACAGGUGCAUGAAAAGCAUCUGUGCAGUGUGCACUACCUGGACCAAGGUUAGAAAUAAGGAAACCAGACAAUUGGUUGCAAAAGUCAAUUAAUUAAAAAAAUAAAACUAGGUAAUUUCCAUUUUACAAUAUUUUGAAAUCACCUUUUUUCUCAGGCAUUAACCCCAUUAUGGGGUUUAAAGGAGAUUUAUAUAUAAUUCCACAUGUCUAGCAGGUGCAACAACAAUUAAGCACUCAAAAUAAGCUAGGUGUCAGGAGAUAGUGUACAUAUAGCUUUAGAUCCAUUGGUGCUCACAUUAAGUCCUCUGUAACUUUUCUGUCCAAUCAUAAACAAUUUUGGGUUCAUACUUCAUCUCCCUCAAAGUUUCGAUGGUUCAGUGUCCUCUUGGAAUAUAUCAGGGAAAACCGCAGUUAAUGAGAAGUAUCCAGGCAAAAGUGGUUUAAAGGUUGUUUUUGGUGUUGUUUGUCUACCUCUUUUUCAUCAUCCACCUUCACUCCAGCACACAAAUAACAGCAUCUCGCUCACUCAGACUUUCUGCUUCACUUCAAUGUCCCUGCCUGUUUGCAUUAACAUACAUUUUCACCAAAGCAUCCAUUUACGUUAUUGUCUCUCUUUUGGUUGUCUCUUGUGCGUGGACCCCUUUGUAUGAGGGGAAUCUACUUCUGUGCCUUUAACUGAACACACUUCGCUAAAUCAUCAAGGCUCUGCACGGGUUGACUUAAUGUUUCACUUCCAGAUUAAUGUCAGGUUUUUUUUACUACUUUUAGUUCCCCCUUUUAUAGAGUUUUUACUGUUCAUAAUUUACAGAGAAAUAAAAGAGAUAAUGCUGUAAUUUCCCUUUAUUGAUGUUUGUCGUUUGAUUAUGUGGUUCACAGAGCAUGGUACAUACAGAAUGCAUGAAAGUAAGUGACAAAUGAAAAGGAGUCAAUUAAGACUUACAUGAUAAGAUGUAAGUAGCCAAAUGAGCUUGUAUUAGUUUCUUGAAUGAAAAUAGAGGAAUAAAUAAAUAAAAUCGAUAU
Xyrauchen texanus (razorback sucker) is the source of this 5374-nucleotide messenger RNA. Its product is annotated as dual specificity tyrosine-phosphorylation-regulated kinase 2-like. The record is from RefSeq and is a predicted model, not a curated record. The coding region runs from base 807 to 2552 and encodes 581 amino acids. The transcript is spliced from 3 exons. Lineage: Eukaryota; Metazoa; Chordata; Actinopteri; Cypriniformes; Catostomidae. Gene Ontology annotation, cellular component: nucleus. Gene Ontology annotation, biological process: peptidyl-serine phosphorylation; peptidyl-threonine phosphorylation; cytoplasmic stress granule disassembly. Gene Ontology annotation, molecular function: protein serine/threonine kinase activity; protein serine/threonine/tyrosine kinase activity; ATP binding.